GCAGGAGAACCCGUACCGGUUUGUGCUGUUCCCGAUCCAGUACCACGACAUCUGGCGCAAGUACAAGGAGCAAGAGAGCUGCAUCUGGACGGUGGAGGAGAUCGAUCUGGGCAGCGACAUGGUGGACUGGGCGAAGCUGAACGAUGGCGAGCGACACUUCAUCAAGCACGUGCUUGCCUUCUUCGCAGGAAGCGACGGUAUCGUGAUCGAGAACCUCGCGCAGCGCUUCAUGACUGAUGUGAAGAUACCGGAGGCGCGUGCGUUCUAUGGGUUUCAGCUGAUGAUGGAGAAUAUCCACUCGGAGACCUACUCAGUGCUGUUGGACACGUAUAUCCUCGAUCCUGAUGAGAAGGUAAGCUUGCUGCAUGCGAUCCAGACGAUACCUUGCAUUCAGAAGAAGGCCGAGUGGGCCGUGCGGUGGAUCGGGAGCGAGAGCAGCUUCCAGGAGCGCCUGAUUGCGUUUGCAGCGGUGGAGGGCAUCUUCUUUUCCGGGUCGUUUUGCGCGCUAUUCUGGCUUAAGAAGCGCGGCGUGAUGCCGGGACUGACCUUCAGUAACGAGCUGAUCUCACGGGACGAGGGAUUGCACACGGACUUUGCGUGUCUGCUUUACACGCACCACAUCAAGCACAAGUUGCCGCGGUCGCGCGUGCUGGAGAUCAUCACGAAUGCGGUCGACAUCGAGCACGAGUUCAUCUGCGACGCGCUGCCGGUACGUCUGAUUGGGAUGAACUCGGAGCUGAUGGGUCAGUACAUCGAGUUUGUCGCGGACCGUCUGCUCGUUGCGCUUGGUGAAGAGAAAUACUACAAUUCGACAAACCCCUUUGACUUCAUGGAGAUGAUCUCGCUGCAGGGUAAGACGAACUUCUUCGAGAAGAGGGUCGGCGAGUAUCAGAAGGCGGGUGUGAUGAGCACGGAGGGGACUGUGAACAAGUUUUCACUUAAUGAGGACUUCUAG
Messenger RNA from Phytomonas sp. EM1, 955 nucleotides. The record is from the annotation of a GenBank genome assembly. NCBI's taxonomy places the organism in Eukaryota, Euglenozoa, Kinetoplastea, Trypanosomatida, Trypanosomatidae.